Messenger RNA from Dermacentor andersoni, 1277 nucleotides. The record is from RefSeq and is a predicted model, not a curated record. NCBI's taxonomy places the organism in Eukaryota, Metazoa, Arthropoda, Arachnida, Ixodida, Ixodidae.
AUGGCGGCCUUCGUCAUUGAGUUGGCGGCGGCGGCGGCGGCGGCGGCUCGUCAGUCCGGGCGCGGGAGGAGGGAGCCCGAGGAUGCGUUUGACAUGCCAGACGAUCAGUUUCGGCGGCACUUUCGCCUGAAGAAAGAAACUGUGCGGUGGCUGUGCGACGAAGUGGCGGAGGAACUCGGAGGCGUGAGAACUUCAGCGCUGUCGGUGGAGCGGCAAGUGUUGUGCGCGUUGCGAUUCUUCGCAACGGGCAGCUUCCAAGCCUCGGUAGGGAGCGAGGAGACGAUCGGCGUGACCCAGCCUGCGGUCAGCAAGUGUGUGCGACGCGUGGCGGAGGCAAUCGUCCACGCCGGGGCCCGCAACAAGUGGGUCCAUUUCCCGAGGACGUCGAAGGAGAAGGCGGCCGUGAAGGAAGGGUUCCUUCGACGCGGCUCCAUUCCCGGCGUCAUCGGAUGCGUGGACGGCAGCCUUAUAGCCAUCAUCGCACCGAAGGGCGAGCAGAAGGCGGCAUUCAUGUGCCGCAAAGGCUACUACGCCCUCAACACAAUGUUCAUCUGCGACGCAGGCAUGCGGAUCCUCGCCGUCGACCCUCUGCGACCGGGGUCAGACCACGACGCCCACGUCUGGAGAACUACGUGGUUGCGUCGUCGGUUUCUGGAGGGGCAUAUUGCCAAGGCCGGCGAACACCUCCUCGGUGACAGCGGCUACCCCCUGGAACCAUGGCUCCUGACCCCAGUCACAGGCCACCCUCCCAUACACACUGCAGAAGGCAGGUACAACACUGCACAUGCCGCCAUGCGGUCCGUAGUGGAGCGGUGCAUUGGGCUCCUGAAGAGCCGCUUUCGCUGCCUUCAGCGGUACCGCGCCCUCCACUACGAGCCAGAACGCGCUGCCAACAUCGUUGCAGCAUGUGCAGUGUUGCACAACUUGUGUCUCGACGAAGGUGACGUGUUAAUAGAUGAUGUUAGUGAUGACAGCAGCAACAGCAGCAGUGAUGAUGAAAGUGUUAACCCCUCCCCACAGAGAGUUCCCCGAGUGAGGGCAUCACGCAUAAUGUACCUGAGAGGCUGUGCUGCCCGGGACAAUGUUAUUCGCUCAUUUGGCACGACACGGCAGCAGCACCAGCACUACCUGCAAAGGGUGCGAAGGCGGCUGCGUCGGCAGCAGCACCGACAGCAACAAUAAACACGUGUCUGACACUGCAGGCAGAUGUUUAUUACUGCUGUCUACACACCUAAUAGAGAGCAGGAACCAAUGUGAAGAAAUGUGUGCAAUUAGUG